UGCCUAGACUCCGCACUUGAGGGUUUGGUACCAGCACCCCGCCCAGAGCGGUGCCGCUGCCCAAAUCCUCGCCAGCAGCUCAUCAAGGCGCUCCCGGCUCCCUGUAGAGGCCCGACCUGCACGCGGUGGUGUCUGUGUGUCCGUCUGCAGGCGGCCUCCGGGGGCACCUCUCCCUGCCGCGCCCUCCCCCCUCCCCACCGGGAGUCCCACCCAGCAGCAGCCCAGCUCGCCUGCGCGGCCCGGGAACUCAGCAUGUGUCCCGCAGCCUUCAGCAACUUCUUGCUGCUCGCGUCCUCCCUUCUCUUCGCGGGGCUGGCAGCAGUUCCCCAGAGCUUCUCGCCCUCUCUGAGGAGCGGGACGGGGGCCGCCUGCAGGCUGACCCGGGCGGAGUCGGAGCGCCGCUGCCGGGCUCCCGGGCAGCCCCCAGGGGGCGCUCUGUGCCACGGCCGCGGCCGGUGCGACUGCGGGGUCUGCAUUUGCCACGUGACGGAGCCCGGCGUGUACUUCGGGCCCCUGUGCGAGUGCCACGACUGGGUGUGCGAGACCUACGACGGGAGCACCUGCGCAGGCCAUGGUAAGUGUGACUGUGGCAAGUGCAAAUGUCAGGAAGGUUGGUUUGGGAGUGCGUGCCAGUACCCGACUCAUUGUGACCUGACGAAGAAAAAGAGUAACCAGAUGUGCAAGAAUUCUCAAGAUGUCAUCUGCUCUAACGCAGGCACGUGUCACUGUGGCAGGUGUAAGUGUGAUAAUCCAGAUGGAAAUGGCCUCGUUUAUGGUAAAUUUUGUGAGUGUGAUGAUAGAGAAUGCAUAGAUGAUGAAACAGAAGAAAUAUGUGGAGGCCAUGGAAAGUGUUACUGUGGAAACUGUUACUGCGGGGCUGGUUGGCAUGGAGAUAAAUGUGAACUCCAGUGUGAUAUCAGCCCCUGGGAGAGCAAGCGAAGAUGCACAUCUCCAGAUGGCAAGAUCUGCAGCAACAGAGGGACUUGUGUGUGUGGUGAGUGUUCUUGCCACGAUGUUGACCCAACUGGAGACUGGGGAGAUAUUCAUGGGGACACCUGUGAGUGUGACGAGAGGGACUGUAGGGCUGUCUAUGACAGAUACUCUGAUGACUUCUGCUCAGGUCAUGGGCAGUGUAAUUGCGGAAGAUGUGACUGCAAGGUAGGCUGGCAUGGGAGGAAGUGUGAGCACCCACGUUCCUGCCCACUGUCUGCGGAGGAGAGCAUCAGGAAGUGCCAAGGAAGCUCUGCUCUGCCUUGCUCUGGAAGGGGUAAAUGCGAGUGCGGCAAGUGCACCUGCUACCCUCCGGGGGACCGCAGGGUGUACGGGAAGACGUGCGAGUGUGACAACCGCCGCUGUGAAGGCCUGGACGGCGUCGUCUGUGGGGGUCACGGAACGUGUUCCUGCGGCCGCUGCGUGUGUGAGAGAGGCUGGUUCGGGACGCUCUGCCAGCACCCGCGCCAGUGCAACAUGACGGAGGAGCAAAGCAAGAGCUUGUGUGAAUCAGCAGAUGGCAUACUGUGCUCGGGGAAGGGUUCUUGCCACUGUGGAAAGUGCAUUUGCUCCGCGGACGAGUGGUACAUUUCGGGAGAACUCUGUGACUGUGACGACAGGGACUGUGACAAGCACGAUGGCCUCAUUUGCACAGGGAAUGGAAUCUGUAACUGCGGGAACUGUGAGUGCUGGGCCGGAUGGAACGGAAAUGCGUGCGAAAUCUGGCUUGGCCCGGAGUAUCCUUAACAACUAACUGCGCGGGACACGACUGGAAUCCUACUUUUCUAGGCCAUUAGAACAACGUAAAUGCGAAGGAAACCAUGUAUAAUCACCACUAGGACAGGUCAAACAGACUAUUGUUAUGUUUUUCUAUUUCUGAAUGCCUGCAUGAAGUCUGGGUACCUAUUAAAAAAUGAGUUAAGCAAAGUCUGAUGUAAAUAAUGCCAGAAAGAAAUCCUCUUCCAGAGUUUACAUCAGUGGUUCUCAACAAGGGUGACUGUGCCACCCGGAAAACACUUGGCAACAUCUGCAGACAAUUUCAGUUGUCACACUGGGUGGGGUGGGAGGCCGUGCAACAGGCCUUGAGUGGGUAGAGGCCAGGGAGGCUGCUAAACCUCCUCGGGGGCACAGGACGGCCCCCACAACAAGAAGUUAGCAGACUCGGAGCAUCGAUAGUGCCCGAGCUGAGAAAUGUUGAGUUCCAUGGCCAGUGGACAUGCAUAUCCCGCACAAAAAGACCACAUGAGAAUCUCAGGAAAUACCCUCACAUAAACCCAUCAGUCAUAUUUUUUUCAGGAUUCCCUGUCACCCAGCGUUUCCAUGUGGGGACAAUAAAGACAAACAAACAUAAGGGACAACGACCAGGGUUGGGGGGAAUUGGGGGUGGGGUAGGGGGGAGGCAGGGGGAGGCGGGGCGGGGGAGGGGGUGGGCAGAUCAUUAGUGCUUUUCAAAGAAAAAGACUGGUCAGUUUUAGCCAGUAAGUCAUUCAUCUGGUCUCACUUUACACUCACAAAAGAAGAUUCUCUUAGGAAGGAGGUAUGAAAAGUAUAGAAUUUGACAUUUUUAAUAGCUAGUGAUGUACGUUGCUUACAAUCUGUGUCGAUAUAUAUUUGCCUACUGCUGAUAAACAGCAACACAAAACGAACGGGUAUUCAGGGCACCUUCUGUUCCUAGAUCCCUUUUUAAACUGGGCAGGGGUAGGUGUACAAGGACUCUGAUUUUUCACAAUUUAAAUUAUUCCAUGGUAACUUGCCUUUUAAAAAGAUAAUAUCUAAUUGGGCCUAGGAUAGGCUUAGAGUAUGCAUUUGUUUCCCCUAAAAAACUCUUAUAUCUAAGGACUCAUUAUUUACUGCAAAAGUAGGGUCAUGCAGAGAAGUCAGGAAGAGAUACUGUGAUCAAAUGAUACCAGUCUCAAAGCUCAAAGGAUAAAAAAAAAUCUAGAAAUGUCUUAAGUAGAAAUUACAAAUAUUCACUCAGCAAUAGGAACAAAAUGUUUAUUUUCUUAAUGGUGAAAUUUUGCUCUGUAUGAAAUUCACAUUGAAUUAUGAAAAUGUACAAUAAUUAGGACUUCCCUUACAUAUUUACAGUUAAAUCUACUUACACACAUUAGUUUAGGCAACCUUUAAUUAUUUGGAGCUAAAAAAACCCACUUUUUUUUUCUAAAUGUGAAUUAUAUUUUGUAAAAUCCUAGAAUAAUGUAACAAAACCAUUUUUCCACAUUAAGAUGAAAAUUUUUACUUGGAAAUUUUACUUAAUGAUGUAAAUAUUCUAGAGUCAUGGCUUGGACUUUGUAAGUCAAGUCACCAAAAAUAAGGAAAAUGUGCAUUUGCCAAGUUACUUAAAAAUUUAAUAUUGAAAAUUAUUUAAGAGAAAGUUUAUCUGAUGCCGACUUUUAUAGUACUGAUAGUGUUCUCAUACUUUAAUAGAGUUAUAAAAUUGUUAUCUCUAUCCUGAGAUUAUGGAGUGCAACCAUAUUAGUUGUAUCUCUAUUGUUGAGUAUGUCCGUUGAUAUAUCAGUUUAGUAAAAUGAGGGAAAUAGAAGCAGUUGAGAAAUAAUAUAGAGUAUAUUCUUCCCUCCUCUCUAUUUAAUCAUUUUAAGCCUCAAACUUGUUGUAAUUGUUCAGUCACAUUUUUGAGGACUCGAUGAUGCACCAUCAUCCAAAUUCCCUUCAUUAUCUCACCAUCAUAACACAAACCACCUUUGACUUCCCCUCCUGCAGAACUAUAAAGGACCAGAGUAAAUAUUUUAGUCCUUGUGGGCCACACAGUCUAAGAAGAAGUUGGAUUUCUUCUCUGUUUGUUUUUAAUAUUUUAAAACUAUAAAAGGGAAAACAGAAAGCAAACUCAUUUGGAGCUCAUGGGCAUUUUUACAAAAACAGACUGUGCUCAAUUUGGCUCCCAGCCAAGCAGCAUUUUGCCAACCUGAGCUCCCCUGAAGCUGCCCUUAAUUUCCUUUGUCUUAUCCUGCAAUCCCGAGUGCGCCUUAUUUUUCUUGAGGUUCUCUACGUUUUUUAUCCCUUUUGUUAACAACGACAACGAAAGGGCUUCUCUUUUUAUGUUUUCAUAGAAGAAAGGUAUCUUCAGCAUUUAGGUAUUUUACAAAAGAAGUUUUGAGUUGGAGAAAUUAUUAUACUAGAAAGUUCGAAAUGUGAUUUGUUCAAAUUUUUUGACAGGGCUGAAAAUGUAUGACAGCUAUCUUCUGGGUUCAUUUAGCUACAAAUUAUUGAACGGAAACUGAGUUACAGCAUAAGUCAUUUGGUACCUAAUCACUAUGAAUAUUUUUCUUUUAAAACAGAAAUAGUUUCUUUUUACUUCUUUCUGUCUGCUAUAAUAUUUCGUAUGCGUGUAUAUGAUUUUGACUCUAGCAAUGCAAUCAUCAAUAGACCUAUUAAGAAGUUAUUUAAUUUACAUGUUUAAGCUGGAAAAAAAAAUAUAGUUACAUGUAAAGACAUAAA
Messenger RNA from Mustela erminea (ermine), 4446 nucleotides. It is a transcript of the gene ITGBL1, whose product is annotated as integrin subunit beta like 1. The record is from RefSeq and is a predicted model, not a curated record. Gene Ontology annotation, biological process: integrin-mediated signaling pathway; cell-matrix adhesion; cell migration. The coding region runs from base 253 to 1737 and encodes 494 amino acids. Lineage: Eukaryota; Metazoa; Chordata; Mammalia; Carnivora; Mustelidae. Gene Ontology annotation, cellular component: focal adhesion; cell surface; integrin complex. The transcript has 11 exons. Gene Ontology annotation, molecular function: integrin binding.